Molecule: messenger RNA, 1136 nt
Organism: Myodes glareolus (Bank vole)
Lineage: Eukaryota; Metazoa; Chordata; Mammalia; Rodentia; Cricetidae
Product: olfactory receptor 4N5
Biological process (GO): G protein-coupled receptor signaling pathway
Cellular component (GO): membrane
Molecular function (GO): G protein-coupled receptor activity; olfactory receptor activity
Source: RefSeq, a predicted model, not a curated record
AUGGAGACCAAGAACAGUUCAGUAGUAACAGAAUUCAUCCUCCUGGGACUGACUCAGUCUCAAGACACUCAACUCCUUGUCUUUGCACUCAUUUCAGUUUUCUACCUAAUAAUUCUUCCUGGAAAUUUCCUUAUCAUUUUCACCAUUAGAUCGGACCCUGGACUCACAGCCCCACUUUACUUCUUUCUGGGUAACUUGGCCUUUUUGGAUGCCUCCUACUCUUUCAUUGUAGCUCCCAGGAUGCUUGUGGAUUUCUUCUGUGAGAAAAAAGUCAUUUCUUACAAAAGCUGCAUCACUCAGCUCUUUUUCUUGCACUUCCUUGGAGCAGGAGAAAUGUUCCUUCUUGUUGUGAUGGCCUUUGAUCGUUACAUCGCCAUAUGCCGCCCUCUGUACUACUCCACUCUCAUGAACCCUAGAGUCUGUUAUGCAUUAUUGUUGGCUCUGUGGCUUGGGGGUUUUGCUCAUUCCAUUGUACAAGUGGCUCUUAUCCUGAACUUGCCCUUUUGUGGCCCAAACCAGCUGGAUAACUUUUUCUGUGAUGUUCCACAGGUCAUUAAGCUAGCCUGCACUGAUACCUUUGCAGUGGAGCUCCUGAUGGUCUCCAACAGUGGUCUGCUUACCCUCUUGUGCUUCUUGGGACUUCUGGCCUCCUAUGCUGUUAUCCUUUACCAUGUCAAAGGACAAUCCUCUGAAGGGAAGAAGAAAGCUGUCUCUACAUGCACUACCCACAUUAUAAUUGUGUUUCUCAUGUUUGGGCCUGCCAUUUUUAUAUACACCCGUCCCUUCCAGGCUCUUAAAGCUGACAAAGUUGUUUCUCUCUUCCACACAGUCAUCUUUCCGUUGAUGAAUCCUGUGAUCUAUACUCUUCGCAACCAGGAAGUGAAAAGUUCUAUGAGGAAGUUGUUAAAUCAGUAUGUUGUUUGCUGACUGGAUAAAUGGAAAAAGAAACAAAAAAGUGAGAAAUAUUGUUUAAAUAGUUUAAACCAUGGAUUUAUGGAUGCAUCAAAUCAAUUCUUUAGCAAAUGCUGUUAUGUAGUUCUAGUUUUCUGAUACUACUCUAAGCACAUGGAUAGACAGAUACAAUUCUAGGUCUCCAGUGAAGUCAAGUCAAACUACUGAACUAGAAAAAACUCACC